AUGGAGACCAAUGCGAUGCCGUCUCUUUCCGUUGACCGCACUCGCAUUGCAAUUACUGAAGUGACCAUCUUCUCCAUCAUUCAGCUCGUACGGUUUGUCACCAGAUUCAUGCAAGAAUGGCAGUACUGGCACCACAGGAAGGAAAAGAAUGUCCUCAGAUGCUUGCUUUACUCUUGGUUUGGUAUGCUGGGGGUUUUGGCGCAGCUUCGAAUUGCGGGCUCCGCGAUGGUGAUUGCGGUUUCCAAUCCGAGCAAGUCGGUAUGGACGGCAGAAUCCAUUCUGCAAAGUAUCGGACUAUCACCUCUGUUGUUUGAGGUGAGCCUUGUCCUACUGCGAAGUGGACAAGCUGGGCGAAGCGGUCCCGGAAACACAAGACACCCAACAUAUUUGCGUUUUCUGCUUCACGCCUUUCGCUUCUCAGUCAUCCUGUCUCUCGUCUGUGCCGUGGUGGGUGAGACGAUGGAUAUUCCCGCCUGUAUGGAUGUGGGCUCGGCCGUCUUCGUCAUUACCUUUGCAUUCGUGAUUAUUCUUGUAUUUUGGAUUGCAAUAGUUUAUCGCAUGGUUCUGCCCAAAAACGGUUACCGCGGGGUGAUGCUGGUCCUUGCCGCUCUGCCCUUUUUGGCUGUCAGAAUCACCUACUUCCUGCUGGCUGAGUAUGGGUCGGAGGAAUUCAACGCGGUCACUGGGAAACAUGGGAUCAAGGUUGGUAUUGGCCUGUCGAUGGAGAUUAUCGCCACAGUGCUUCUGCUGUUAUCACGAGGCUUGAUGGAGCCAUUUCGAUUCAAAAUUCUCCAUGCUGAGGAACUGGAGAGAGGGUAG
Molecule: messenger RNA, 819 nt
Organism: Aspergillus thermomutatus
Lineage: Eukaryota; Fungi; Ascomycota; Eurotiomycetes; Eurotiales; Aspergillaceae
Exons: 3
Coding region: 1-819 (272 amino acids)
Source: RefSeq, a predicted model, not a curated record